Molecule: messenger RNA, 732 nt
Organism: Fimicolochytrium jonesii
Lineage: Eukaryota; Fungi; Chytridiomycota; Chytridiomycetes; Spizellomycetales; Powellomycetaceae
Exons: 1
Coding region: 1-732 (243 amino acids)
Source: RefSeq, a predicted model, not a curated record
AUGCCACCCCUCCCCGGUUCGACUCUCGACAACCAAACCCACCCCAUCCCCGCUCUCCCGGGGCACCACCUCUUCCAUCGUCCCACCAACACCUUCGCCGACCACCUCCUCCUCACCCGCGCAUUCCUCACCGGCACACUCACCUCCUCCGCCACGCAAUUAACCCCGCUCGCAUCCGAAUCCACCCGCAUCCUCCCUCACCUGCUCGCGAUGAACAGCGGCGGGUACAUGUCGGUUAGUAGCCAGCCUGGGAUGUGGGAGGACGGGAGGCGGCAGAAGGCGUAUGUGGAGGGGUUUAUUGAGCGGGGGUGGUGGGAGAGGUUUGGAGGGCGGGAGGGCAUGGGGAGGGUGGGGAGGGUGGGGUACUAUUCCGUGAGGGAGGUGCAGGGCGGGGACGGGAUGAUAGUGACGAAUGUCGGGGAGGAGGGGGAUGCAACAGCAAGGGAUGGGCAUACGCAUCCCGAUCCUUCGGGGUCGUACAUCGUAACGCAACGGCUCACGGACCCCGAGGGCGAUUGGAUGGACUGCACCCGUGUCUACUUCCACGACGACCUGCAGGAGACGAUGACGCUGAUGCGGCCGCGGUACCACGACCCGGGGCGGUUGCUGCAGUGCGUGUUUGCGGCGAGGGAGGGCGGGAGUAAUGAGCUGUUUGAGGUGCUGGUGGAGGUUUUCAAGGCGCCCUACCCGAUCAUUGUCCAGCAGGCUUCAGGAUCCGAGCAUGGUGCAUAG